AUAAUCUGCUGGUGCAGAUCUGCUGCAGCCACACCCUGUGCUUCUCAGGGUCCCUGGGUCCUGUUGCAGUUAACAUGUAACCCUUCUCUAACCUAAAUAACCCUGGAAAGUGGUGACUGUGAAAGGCGUUACUGAAUGCAAAAUGGAUUUUCUUCCCUGCUCUUUGGGAGGAAGCUGGCUCAGGGAUUCUGAGCUGCAGAGGGAGGGGCUGGCAGGCCCAGAUCACAGUUGGACUUAGCAGCCAGGGGUUUUCUGGUUUUCAUUAAAAUUCUCUGGCUGUCUUUCGAGAUUGCUCCAUUGGAUAUGACUGUGCAUGGGAGCUGUUUAUAUGCUCUUCUCCCAGCUAAACACACCCAUCAAAUCUGGGACAAGAGAAUAUUGAAGCUGUGUAAAUGAGUAUGGAAGAUUAUGAUUUCCUGUUCAAAAUUGUUUUAAUUGGCAACGCUGGUGUGGGGAAGACGUGCCUAGUCCGACGGUUCACUCAGGGUCUUUUCCCCCCAGGUCAAGGAGCAACAAUUGGAGUUGAUUUUAUGAUUAAGACAGUGGAGAUUAAUGGUGAAAAAGUAAAGCUCCAGAUCUGGGACACUGCAGGUCAGGAGAGAUUUCGUUCUAUUACACAGAGUUAUUACCGAAGCGCUAAUGCCUUGAUCCUUACCUAUGACAUUACCUGUGAGGAAUCCUUCCGUUGCCUUCCUGAGUGGCUGCGGGAGAUAGAACAAUAUGCCAGCAACAAGGUCAUCACUGUGUUAGUGGGAAACAAGAUUGACCUGGCUGAAAGGAGAGAGGUCUCCCAGCAGAGAGCAGAAGAAUUCUCAGAAGCUCAGGACAUGUAUUAUCUGGAGACUUCAGCCAAGGAAUCUGAUAAUGUGGAGAAACUCUUCCUUGACUUAGCAUGCCGACUUAUCAGCGAAGCCAGACAGAACACACUGGUGAACAAUGUAUCUUCACCCCUCCCUGGAGAAGGGAAAAGCAUCAGCUAUUUGACUUGUUGUAAUUUCAACUAACAGCUGAGGCAAGGAGAAGCAAAAGGAAUCAGCAGCUGCCCCGAUGGGCCACGAGUUGCUGGGGAGAUCAGACGAUGACUGUGGCUCCUGCUCUGGGACCCUCUGACUCCUGUGGGCUCCUGAGCUUACAAAGCAUGGCAGGCCAAGGGCCUCGUCCACAGGCCAGCAUUAGCAGAACACAUAAUGGUUUCAUCCUUUUGCAGUCUGGAGUUAGAGUGAGAAGAAAAUUGCACUAGGCGCUCCAUGAUCUGCAGAGCAUGUUGCUUUUGUUUUUUUUAAAAAGCAAGUAAAAGCGCAUUCCUGAACACAGUCCAGGGGGAAGCGUACUGUAGGGAUUCCUCCUGCACAUCAGUAAGCGCGUGUGGGGGCUGUUCUCUAGGGCUUCAAUGAUGAUAUUCUGGUGGCCCUGGUUUUCUUGUCUGCCAGGUAAACCAAAACUGGGAAGGCCAAGUACUCUCUGUGGUGUAUAAUGAUGACCCCAUGGAGAUUCUGAAAAGUGUUAUUUCUUUUGUCCACAGGCACUUUCAAGAACUUUCGGAUGUAAAAAUUAUAUGAAACCUUUACCCAUGACCAACAAAAACAAUCAUUGUUUUAAUUAUAUAUAAGCUCCAUGACUCCUUUUGGUGCUAAUGAUUCUGCUAUUUCACAGACCAAACAUUUUAGUACAUUGAUGUCCUUAAAUGUAUUACACAGAAAUAAAAAAAAAAAAUGGGGGAAUUCCAUGAAUCGGCACUCUUUUUCAAAGUCUCAUUACUAUCUUUUCUAGAAUGAAUUUCUAGGAAGAGAAUACUUUUUCUUUCAUGUUCCCCUUCAAAUCUCUAAAUUUUCUUCUCUAAUCUUUCCUGCCCUUUAAGUAAAAGUUUGAAAAUUAAAAAAGUAUAAAUGACUGAUGAUAUUCUACUAUAAAAGAUUAGUUCUUAGACAUUACUAAUAGUGUGAGAAAACAGACAAGAUAUGACCAAAAUACUGUGGAUUAAUGGACUGCAGAACAGGAUUCCAAGCAGAGCACAGUCCUUGAUAACAGGUCACAUCUUUUACUUUCUGGUACUAUCCUUCUUGGACAAACCAAGGCUUAGGAUUUUUGUAGAUAUUUUUAGCAAAAGUACGAGUAGCAACAGAUGAAAAGCCUCACAAAUCAUUUUUGUAUCUUCAAUAACCUUAAAAAAAUUCUGCUGUGGAAGCAGGUUGAGCUGUCAUUUAUCAUCUCUUUAUAAUAAGGUUACUCUCCGACUCAUGAAACUUCCUGUUUCUUUCUCUUUUCCUCUCUGUCUUGGUCUCCCUUUUGGUCCUCUUUUUCUCCCUUCCUGAUAUGCAUGUGUUACUCCUCCAAUUCAAAGGAGGUAUAUAUGCCUUUACUUAGCCAGUUUUAAAAGAGGACUCAAAAUGCAAGAUGUGCUGCUCAAUCUGUGUUGCUGUUUCUUCAGUGCCAUACUUUGAUACUUUCCAAUUUGUUCACUGAUAUAAAUGCAAAUUGGGAAAGUAAUUAAACCUGAAUGCUAUUGAUGCUGUCAGAUGUUUCUGUAGCUUGCUGCUUAGCAUACCUGAUUGAUGCUAAGUAAUGGAAUAAGGGUAUGAUAUGUAAUUCUGCUGUUGCUGGAGAUGGUGACAAUCUCGGUCCUGAUAUGUUGAUGUUUGAAAGCUAUUUAAUUAUAAAGAAAUGAGUCAUGUAGAACACAGUAUUGAUAAAGCAUUUUUAGCAUUUCUGUAUCAGGUUUCAGCAUGACCAAUCUCUUGCACAUGGAAUUACAUAUAUCAUUAAGAGACUGAUUCUUCUGAUUGGCCUCACUGUGUUUUUCAUGAUUCUAUGGGAAAGAAAAGCAGAUCCCAGAAGCUUGAACUUUAUUUUAGAAUCUGUCUCUACAGAAGAAAAAAAAAACUUUAAUAAAAACCCAAAUAAUUUAUAAUUAUUGCCUUUCCCUCCUCAUCUUUUCCACUAAGUCAGCAAUUAAAGUAUCAAAAAAUAAGUUAAUCAAGGUGGGCAGAACCUGUUUUUUAAACUGCAAGAUAAUGUUCCUAAAUCUGGAUUUAUUACUUUUUUGUUGGCACAAUUCCAAUGUCCCCAGCAUAUGAUGACCCAGCUUCAUCUCACAGUAGCAAGUAUGUUAGAAAUAAAGUUGCUUUGCAAACUUAAAGGGCUUUGUUGGAUUGGACUAAUUUAGUUCCAAAAUGACAGCUUCUUGGGCCAUAUUUGUAUUAUGGAAAUCUUAUUCCCUAGGGUUUAACCCUCUCCAUAUACCUUUGGUCAGACUCAGAAUGAGAUUAGAGUGUUUUCUUGGCCUUUUUUCUUUCUUGGUACCUUCUAGUCUUCUGUAGCUUAUAGUCACCCAUCCAUGGCCUGUCAACAGGGACACAUGAGAAUGUGGGGCUUUGUUUUUCUUAGUUCUGUGAAUUUCAGAUUAGGCCUUAUGGACAUUUGUCCACCAAUGUAUCUCAAGUUUGAGAAUAAGCUCUGACAGGUGCAAUAAAUAUCAAAUAAAUGAUUUAGUGCUCUGAGGGACUUUUUUGUUGUUGUUCAAUAACUACUCCUUCAAGUAGAACUUGAGAAAAAUACAAUUAAAUGAAGUCAUCUUAACUUAGGCCAGGACUUAAACUUACUGGUUUGCCUAAUUGUUCUUAUUGUUAGGGCAAUAUUUGCUGAGAUGAGCCUUCCUUAGGGGAAAAAAAUCAAAUUCUUAUUUAAUAGUAGAUUUAAAAAACAAAAAACAAAAAAAGUUUCUUUAUUGUUGUUUAGUUUGGCUUGACUCUGACAAAUAAGACCAGAGUCCAUGCCUUUCAUUGUUGGUAAGAUCUUUUCCUUCUUUUAAUAAAGUUUUUAAAUAUAUAGCAAAACUCUUUUUAGCUUCCAAUGAAAACAUCUUCAUGUUAUAGAAUUAGACUUGGGAAAAUCUAUGAAAUCAUAAUUUGCUGUUAUCAAUGACAUGGCUUUGUAUAAAUAAAUCCUCAAAGGAU
Marmota flaviventris (yellow-bellied marmot) is the source of this 3953-nucleotide messenger RNA. NCBI's taxonomy places the organism in Eukaryota, Metazoa, Chordata, Mammalia, Rodentia, Sciuridae. The record is from RefSeq and is a predicted model, not a curated record.